Molecule: messenger RNA, 3186 nt
Organism: Arxiozyma heterogenica
Lineage: Eukaryota; Fungi; Ascomycota; Saccharomycetes; Saccharomycetales; Saccharomycetaceae
Gene: PEX6
Product: AAA family ATPase peroxin 6
Exons: 1
Coding region: 1-3186 (1061 amino acids)
Biological process (GO): protein import into peroxisome matrix
Cellular component (GO): peroxisomal membrane; cytosol
Molecular function (GO): ATP binding; ATP hydrolysis activity
Source: RefSeq, a predicted model, not a curated record
AUGAUAAGUGCGAAUCUAUUAAUUGAUCACAAUGAUGGAAUUUAUCAAUGCCAAGUUUCAGAUGACAUAUUUGACUAUUUAAUAGAACCUUCCCAAGAGAAAAAUGAUCAUAGGACAGCAUACUGCAAGUUAAAAUAUUUAAUUUACUCCAAUAAUAAUCCUUCCAGCUUUAUUGUUAACUGUAAGGGGGAUUCAACCCUACCAAUUAACCAUAUACGUUUAAAAGACACGCUAUUAGAUGUUACAACAAACGAUACUUUUAUUAUCAAUACAUGUCAAAUUGAAAAGUUGGAUCUUGAGAGCACGACCAUACCUAUUUUAAAAGAAGUAACUUUAUUAUUCAAUCCUUCUCUAUACAAUAUAUUAAUACAAUUACCAGAUUCAAAAGAUAUUAUGGAAUUUGUCUCAAAGAAGUUUGGUGUGGAAGAAAAUAAAACAAUAAUCCAUUCUGGCAAGUUUUUGUCCUAUAAAUGGUGCAAAACUAUUAAUACAAAACCUUGUUUACAAGGUAUAGUAGAUUUUAAUAAAACUAAAUUCAUUAUCGUGAGUGAUACAAUAGGUACACAAUUCAUUGCCAAGCAACCAUUGUUAUUGAAUCCAGACUUGGAGAUUGGCAUAAAGACAUCUUUAAAUGUGUCUUUAAAGUGCUUGGAACAUAAAAGGUAUCAAGAUUUAAUAUUAUGUAACAAUGGAACUCUCGAAAAAAGUGUUGACAAAUCUUUGGUUAUAUUGACUGAUAGAAGCAUUUUAAUUCAAUUAGAUCUUGUUGACGGUUCGUAUGUUGAAUUAUCAAAUAUUGAUAGCAACCAGAAGGUCAUUUCAAAUAUAUUUGCAUUUAUUGAACCUCACAAGAUGGAUCUAUCUACAGUAUAUGUAUCACCAAGAUUAAAAAUGCAAUUCAGAGAUACAAAUCAAUGUAUUCUUAAAAAGUCAUCAUUUAGUAUUAAGGAUAUUCCUUUAGCCAAAGAGAUAAUAUUGACAAGAGUCAAUGACAUGUACCAGAAUGAAAAAAUAUAUCAAAAUAUAAUUUCUAAAGAGAUUAAGGAUUUUUUUGUGAAAGAACCACGGCUAAUUAAAAGAAAUGAGCUAAUUCCAAUAACUUUUGAUUCGACACUUACUAUGCUACCAAAUAGCUAUGAUCAAUUAGAGAAUUUAAACUUGAAUUCUCAUUCCAAGCAUGAUUGUAUUACAUGGUUCAAAAUAGCAGAUAUCAGUUCCAAUGAGGAAGAUGAUGGCAUAAAUUUAGAAAAAGAUGCUAAAUCUAUAUUUGAUUCUGAUAUUAACUAUUAUAGAGUUGAUCCAUUAGAAAAUGUUAAAUUGGUAAGCGAAAAUGUUGUUUAUGAAAAACCUUUCGCUUUAAAACAGUGUGAUUAUAUAUCGUAUUAUGAUUUACCACCAAUAUUUAAUUAUAAUCUGAAACAUUUCCCCUACGCAGCAAAACUUCUUAAAAUUGUUAAUUCAACAGUUGAUUGCAUUCAAAAAGGUAUUCCAAUGAAAAUAUCGAUUAUGGUUCAUUCUACUAGGACAAGCUCAGGAAAAAAUACAUUGAUAAGAUGGUUAUCCUUAGAGUUGGGAAUAAAUCUGAUUUCAUUCGAUUGUCGUCAAAUUAUAUCUAGCAUAGCUUCUUCUGAUUCAAUUUCAAAAAUUCUCGGCACUAUAAAGGCUAAGAUAAGUAAUAACAUACAUAUGACAAAUAUAUCAACGAUUGUUUAUAUUACUCAUUUGGAAGAACUAUUCACUAAAGUUGACCCAAAUCAAGAUUCAAUCACUUUUAAAUUAUCUACUUCUUUGGAAACAGAAUUUCUGAAUAUUAUAGAAAAAUCUAUGGAAACUAAUAAGCACAUCAUAUUUGUUUAUUCAUCAAAUAACAUCGAAAAUAUCCCCAGUAAAAUUAGAAGUAAGAUUAAUUUUGAGAUAAAAGUACCUGUUCCUACUGAAAGCCAAAGAAAGGAUAUCUUUCAAUGGUAUCUUUCUGUAGAUAGAUUGAAUUCUGAUUGUUUAAAAAAUGAAGAUUCAUCCAUUCGGUUUAUUCAAAGUAGCGAUAUUGAUUUGAGUCAAUUAGCUAUCCACUCUGCAGGUUUAACACCACUGGAUAUCAAAUAUAUAGUUCAAAAGGCUAGAGCUGCAUCCUAUAAUGAUAUAAUGGGAAGAAACAGUCCAUAUGAUAUGUUACUUUGGAAUCAUUAUACCAUAUCAGUAUCUAUGGAAAAAUUAAAAGAAUCUAUAUCUUUUACUCGUGGUGAUUUUUCUAUAUCCAUUGGCGCACCAAAGAUUCCUAAUGUUACUUGGGAUGAUAUAGGUGGUGUUGAUAUAAUAAAGGGAGAAAUCAUGGAUACUAUAGAUAUGCCAUUACGACAUCCUGAAUUGUUCCGUUCAGGUUCCAAACAAAGAAGUGGUAUAUUGUUUUACGGACCACCUGGUACUGGGAAGACACUAAUGGCUAAAGCAAUUGCUACUAACUUUUCUCUGAAUUUUUUCAGUGUAAAGGGUCCAGAAUUGUUAAAUAUGUACAUUGGUGAAUCAGAGGCUAAUGUUCGUCGUAUAUUUCAGAAGGCAAGAGAGGCAAAACCGUGUGUUAUUUUUUUUGAUGAGAUUGAUUCUGUAGCACCUAAAAGAGGCAAUCAAGGGGAUUCAGGAGGUGUUAUGGAUAGAAUUGUGUCUCAGUUAUUAGCCGAACUGGAUGGUAUGACAGGAAACGGUGAUGGAAUCUUUGUAAUUGCAGCAACAAAUCGUCCAGAUUUACUUGAUGAAGCAUUGUUAAGGCCGGGAAGAUUUGAUAAGCUGUUAUAUUUGGGAAUAGCUGAUACGAACGAGAAGCAGUAUAACAUAUUAAAGGCACUGACAAGAAAAUUUACUUUAUCUGAGGAUGUGGAUCUUCAUGAGAUUGUAGACAUUUGCCCCUUCAAUUACACAGGUGCAGAUUUUUAUGCACUUUGUUCCGACUCUAUGUUAAAUGCCAUGACUCGUGCAGCCAAGACUGUGGACAGUAAAGUUGAUCAAUAUAAUAAAAGUGCUAGUAAAAAGUUAUCCAUACGACAAUGGUUUGAUAAAAUUGCUACUAAAGACGAUAUUACGGUGUCUGUUCGAAUGGAAGAUUUUCUUAAAGCACAGUCUGAAUUAGUUCCAAGCGUCUCUCCAGAGGAGUUUAGUCAUUAUCUUCAAAUUAAGGAAAAUUUUGAAGGCUAA